Molecule: messenger RNA, 5048 nt
Organism: Gopherus flavomarginatus (Mexican gopher tortoise)
Lineage: Eukaryota; Metazoa; Chordata; Testudines; Testudinidae
Gene: SFXN5
Product: sideroflexin 5
Exons: 16
Coding region: 106-1125 (339 amino acids)
Biological process (GO): mitochondrial transmembrane transport; citrate transport; monoatomic ion transport
Cellular component (GO): mitochondrial inner membrane
Molecular function (GO): monoatomic ion transmembrane transporter activity; citrate transmembrane transporter activity
Source: RefSeq, a predicted model, not a curated record
GCCGUUUAAAGUGGUGGCGCUUGCGGGGUGUGAGGGGAAUGGCGGAGCCGGCGGAGUAUCCCCCUUUCCAGCUGGGGAAGCCCCGCUUCGAGCAGACUUCAUUUUAUGGCCGAUUCAGGCACUUCUUGGACAUUGUUGACCCCCGCACCCUCUUUGUUACUGAGAGUCGUCUUAAAGAAGCCGUGCAGUUGCUGGAGGAUUAUAAACAUGGGACUUUACCCCCUGGAGUCACUAACAAAGAGUGAGCAUUCUUCAAUGAAGAAGAUUUUCCUUGCACAAUUGUUUGUGGAAAGAGUGGCAUGCCCUCCAAUGCCCACUGACUUCAGUGGGAGUCUUGGGAGUUCAUUCAAGCUUUGGGGAGCUCAAAAAAUAAAGCAGGCCAUCAUACAUCCUGAUACUAAUGAGAAGAUCUUCAUGCCUUUCAGAAUGUCAGGUUACAUUCCUUUUGGAACACCCAUCGUUGUUGGUCUUCUCCUGCCAAACCAGACACUGGCGUCCACUGUUUUUUGGCAGUGGUUGAAUCAGAGCCACAACGCAUGUGUCAACUAUGCAAACCGAAAUGCAACUAAGCCUUCUCCAACAUCCAAGUUCAUCCAGGGCUACUUGGGAGCUGUCAUAAGUGCUGUCUCAAUUGCAGUGGGCCUUAAUGUUCUUGUUCAGAGAGCAAACAAGUUUACGCCAGCCACCCGUCUCCUGAUCCAGAGGUUUGUGCCAUUCCCUGCUGUAGCUAGUGCCAAUAUCUGCAAUGUUGUCCUGAUGAGGCACACAGAGCUGAAAGAAGGGAUUGACGUCCUGGACAGUAACGGAAACAUUGUCGGAUCUUCCAGAAUUGCUGCCAAACAUGCACUGAUAGAGACAGCCCUGACUAGAGUGGUCCUGCCAAUGCCUAUACUGGUUCUACCUCCAAUGAUUAUGUCUAUAAUGGAAAAAACGUCUCUCCUGCGAUCCCGUCCCCGGAUGGUUCUCCCAGUGCAAGGCCUUGUGUGCCUCGCGGCCUUUGGCCUGGCUCUUCCCUUGGCCAUCAGUCUCUUUCCACAGAUGUCGGAGAUUGAGACAUCUCGACUGGAGCCAGAAAUUGCAAUGGCCACUACCAGUAAGACAGUUGUCUACAAUAAAGGAUUGUAAGUGGAAGUGGAUCCUCUGAGCACAGAAGAUUGGGGGAGGAAAAGGGGAAGCUCACAGUUACUUCUGGGGGGGGGGGGAAACAAACACUAGAACUCAGAGAUAGUAACAUAUUACCACUCUCAGGAGCUGGGAGUGAAUUAACACUUUCAGAAUAUUGACACCUCACAUCAGUCAAAAAGAUUACUAGUAAAAGUUUUAAAUUAGCAACAAGAACAAAAACAAAUGACUUUCAAGCACGUUAGAGAAUUAGCUACAAUAUAAUGUCCUGAAUUAGAAACAGCACUGCAUGGAAAGGUAUGUUGACAAGGGUAUGCCUAACUCUCCAUGAAAGUAGACUACACAAGACAAUAUUGUUUUUUAAUAAGAAUUAAAUCUCAACACUUGGAUGCUGCACAGAAAUAAUUCUGUAGAAAUCGAUUGGUGCAUGAGUUAGAAGCGCUAGACAGAGCAUUUGAUAAGUGUACCAUAUUGAUUAAAUGUCAAUCUCGCACCAGUAAUCAUGCACAAAAACAAUGUUCCUUGGUUAGGUUUGUGACACUUUGAUUCUAAACAAAUAACACUAUGAAGGUCAUAGCCUGUGUGCUCUCCCUCCUUCGCUCUCCGACAAAAAACCAGGGUGGUAUCCUGGCAUUCAUUGGCCUUACAAGAUAUUCUGUGUGAUUGGAGCCUAAUGCACUAGCAUAUUUGCAGGUUUUGCCCAGGCUAGCAAGCUAACGAAAAGUCAACCUGCCAAGUUACAGUACGCAGAAUGGGAAGAGAUCUGCUAGUAUAAACAGAUCUGUCCUUUAACUUCGCAUAAUGGACCAAAUUCUGUUCUCAUGUACAUUGACAUACCCCUAGAGUAAAUUCACUGGCUUCUGUUAAAUUACACCGCUAUAAAUGAGAGCAGAAUUAGCCUAAUGGUGAAGGGCCAGAUCCUCGGCAGGUGUAAACCAUCAGACUCUAUCCGUUUCAGUGGAACUCUGUUGAUUGACACUAUCAGAGAAUCUGACUUGUCAUAUAGACCACAUUCUAAUUGUUCACACCAGAGUAAUUCCGCUGCUGCCAGCGGACUUACUGCAGAUUUGGGCUGGUGUUACAAAGCUUAGAAUUUGUCCCAUUGGUGCAUUUCACCAAUGAAUACAAUUAGAAUGAAAGGUACGAUGGUAAUGGGCACUAUAGACGUGCAUAUAUUAUAAUAAUUAAAAUGCCAGGUUGGAUUUGGGGCUUUUGGGGGGUGCAUGGGAAACCAAACUGCCUCUGCUGUAGAAUGUGUACAAAUGGGUUCUUGCAAUGGUUCGUAGUAGCAGGCCUAUGUCACCAAUGCGCUACUCCAGUUUUGUGCUAGUCUGACUCCUCACGGGAGUCACACCAGUAUAAACAUGAAGUUACACAGUGGUGGAUCAAACCAAAGGGGGCUGAUUCUGCUCCCAUGCUGGUGUAAAUCAGGAGUAACUGCAGAGAAGUCUCUAAAGUGUCUAAAACCAGCCGAAGUGAGAGGAGAAUCAGUCUCAAAGCACUAUAGCCAUACUUAGCUUAGUGGGCCAAAUCAUGUUCUCAGUUACGAUGGUGAAAAUCCAGAGUAAUUUCACUUAAGUCUAUGGGCCUAUUCUGGAUUUACCCCAGGUGUAACAGACAGCAGAAUUUAACCUAAUAUAUUUCUUCUAAUGCACUAGAUCACAUGAAUGUACAUGAGUGAGGCAGCCAGUGUCUGCUGAGCAAUAGCCAAGCAUAAGGAGUUUAGAAGGAGACAGACGGGAAUAAAUGUGCUGUACCAAGGCACAGAAGUAUAAGAAAUAGCAAGAAUGGACUUUGACGGGUGCAGAAAAUGAUGGGGGAAGCGUAUAUUUGGAAGCACAUUUCACCAAUGCACAGAUGGAACGUGGAAAUAUUGGGCUGAUGCUCCUCUUACCCAGUGGUUUUACCCCAAAACGACUCCAUCCUCGCCAAAGGAGCUGCCUCUUGUGCUCAUCUACAUGGGAGGAGAUUUGAGCCCAGGGGCAUUAGAAUGGUGUAUCCUGGGUGCGAGGGAGUCAGGCCUGCAAAGUCCCGUUCUGCCAGCCACACGCUGCAUUAUCCCCAGGACACAUAGGGCCAGAUCCUCAGCUGGUGUAGAUUGGUGUCACUCCCUUGAGAUCAGUGGCACUAUAUUGAUUUAUAUCAUAUGAUCAUCAGAAGAACUGAUUCAUCACUGUCUUGUGCCUUGUGUCGUUCACACCUGCACUUGAAUUGCGGGUCUGAUCCACAGCCCAUUCAGGUCAAUACCAUACUUUUCACUGGCUUCAGCAGGCUUUGGACCAGGCCCAAAGCGAGUGCCAGAGCCCUAUCUUUUUGAUGCGGUAACAUUGUACAUCCACUUUGCACUGGUAUCUAAAAUGACACAAGGGGCAAUCAAGCACAGAAUCAGGCCCAUUGAUUCCAAGUAGUGUGUACAUGGGUUAUGUGCCUCAUCCCAGCAGUGAAACCGAAAACCCAGGCCUACCACUGCGGCUAGGUAAGAAAUGGAGCACACAGAGAGAUGAAGCAUAAAAAUCCCAACCUGCCACUGAGAAAUGCACACCACUUGCCUUUGGACAAAAUCAGAUCACAGAAUUAGCAAAAGAAAACUGAGACUUUUCAUUGCUGCACUGGUUGGCCAAAUUGAAAUAAACCUGAGCCCCAUGACUGAUGGAGACACACAUACACGUAUAUAUGUGGUAAAGAAAAACUAGUAUUAAAAAUGUGCCAAAUGUGUAGCAGCUAAACUGGGUUUAAAGUGAAGGCGAAUAAUCUCAUGUUCCUAAUGAAUGCAGAAGCCAAUUGGAACUCGUUGUAUGCAGCACAGCCUGUGUCCUGUAUUGUUCUGAACUGAAAUCCAAGUGGCGAACAAAAUCAGCUGCUCGUAUUAAUGAUAAGCAAUGUCCUGGCUCUGUUUUCUAUCAGGAUCACUCAAUUUUCCAUGUCAUGGUGUUUUGUCACUCUUCAAACCACUCUGUUGAAAUCCUGCCAAACUCUUAAGGGAGGGGUAGACUGAGUCAUUUGAGGGUGUGAAGGAGGUAGAAGUGAGUACUUCUCCACUGCAGCGAUGUCACUGCUGGGGAGUGGGGAUGAUUUGUUUUUACAUCAUAAUUACUGAUCAAAGAUUCCACUAGCUGUGAACUCUAGCUACCUGCCGGGGCUACAGAUGGAGUGAGUAAUUUUCAACAUGCAGAGCUAAUUACAAUGGCUGAUAGAAAAAUAUUCAAGGAUUUGCUCACUGCAUUUUUUUGUCAGAGAUACCUGGGGGGCAGGGGAGGGAGCAAGUUUUGCAAAUGUUUAAAAAAAAAAUAAGUAAAAUUCAAACUAGUUAUUUUUUCCCAAGGAGGAUGAGAGACUGCAAAUUGUUUCACUUCACUCAUAAACUUUGACUGCAGAGUGUUUAAGAUCAGUGCUUUGCAGGUCAUUAAUUAGCAGGAGAACUGAUCCAUCGAUGUAUUAUAAGAGUUUAGAAAAGAGUGGAGUGGGGGAGUUAACAGGCCCUAAUCUUAAAUUGCAACUAGAGGGCCUGGUUCUUAUUUCAUCCUUGCAUGAAUAAGGUGUAGCUCUGUUGAAAUCAAAAGAUAUACCCUUUGAUCCCUUUUAUACCCACGGUAGGACUGGUAUAAAAGGGAUCAAAAUCAGGUGCAUCACACGGUUCCAGUUUUAUUUUCUUCCAAUGAAGCCCUAUCAAAUGUGCUCACUUUAUAUGUCGAAAUAUGGGGCCACAUUGGGGUCAUUGUUGCUGUGCUGGUUUAUACCAGCUGGAGAUCUGGCCUGUGAUUUUUCUGUCUUUCAUUUCUGAAACUUUGACCUGAGAUCUAAAAUGCAAAGCUGGGGCAGGGGGUUGUUCUAGGUGAUAUGUCAGUGGUCCAUGACUAGGCUUCUAGAUGCUGCAAUAAUACAAAUAAUCAAUAAUAAUUAUAAUAAUAAAGAUUCUGUAGUCAGGA